Ochotona princeps (American pika) is the source of this 3447-nucleotide messenger RNA. RefSeq names its product ciliary rootlet coiled-coil, rootletin family member 2 (gene CROCC2). Bases 1 to 3447 code for a protein of 1148 amino acids. The record is from RefSeq and is a predicted model, not a curated record. Lineage: Eukaryota; Metazoa; Chordata; Mammalia; Lagomorpha; Ochotonidae. The transcript is spliced from 25 exons.
AUGAGUUCCACCUCCAGCAAGCCUGGGAACUGGGACACCGCCUGGCGAUCCCGGCUGGGGCUGGACGCAGUGAUCCAGAGGCUGCAGGACACCAUCCUGAGUCCCACAGCCAGCAGGGGGGACCGUAUGCUGACCAUACGUGGGGACGGGCAGCAGGCCUUGCCCAUCCCCUUGCCUGCCCGCAUCCGCCAGAUUGUGACCGGCAGCCUGGGCCGAGAGCUUCCUGCAGGUGAGCUGGCACGGCUAGAGGAGCUGCUGGCCCAGGCAGGCGCCAAGCAGUCAGAGCUGGCCGGCAGGUACCGCGUGACCAAUGAGCAGCUGCAGGCUCGGCUGGGGACCACUGAGGGACAGCGACGCAGGGCAGAACUAGGCCACAGCCUGGACCUGGAGGAGGCCCUGGGUCGCCUGGAGGCGGCAGAGCAGAGGAGCACUGGCCUCUCCCAGGUCAACAGCCUCCUCCGAGCACAGCUGGAGCAGCUGAGGGUGGCCAACGAGGCGCUUGCCAGGGAGCUGGCCGGGAUGACGGGCCUCACGCUCCGCCUGCGGGGCCAGCUGGAGCUGAGGCAGCAGAGGCCCGGGGCCUGGACACAGCACCCGCGGCACAUCCAUCUCCUAUGGAGACAGACCUCAGCACUCCGGGCACAGCUGGGUGAGCUGCGAGCGGCCACAGAAAGGGGCCUGGCGGAGCUGCAGGCCGAGGUGCUCAGCACUGCCCAGCGUCUGCACGGAGCCUGCAGGAACCUGGACUCCAACCUGCGGCGGGCAGCCAGCAGCGUGACGGGUGCCCUGGAGCAGCGUCUGCGAGCCCAAGUGGCCGAGGCACUGCAGCUACAAGCCCAGUGGGAUGCCGAGAAGGUGGCGCUGCAGGCCAGGCUCUCCGAGCAGAUGCUGCUGGUGGAGAAGCUGAUGAAACCAGCGGACGAGAGCAGUGGGGCCCGGGCUUCCGGCCACGUGGACAUCCCGGCCAUGGUGGCACAAGCGGACACCAGAUGCCCAGAGGCCGAGGAUGUGCAGAACCAGCAGGGGGCCCUGCCAGGGGCCACUGCUCCCCACCAGAGGCUGUCCCCAACACAGGCCCAGGACCCUACGCUGCAGGCUGUGGAGGGAGAGCAGCAGGAGCUGAGCCUGCAGCUGAAGGACCCGCAGGCAGAGGUGGCCAGGCCCCAGCGACAGCUUAGUGAGAACCAGCGAGAGCGCCGGGACCUCCUGGGCCAGCACAGCCAGGCAUGCGCUGAGCCCCCAGACCCGCAGCAAGCACAAAGUCAGGGGCGCCCGGAACAGCUGCAGAGAGUUGGCCCGGAGAACGAACAUCUCGGCCUGCGGGACGCACUGGGCAGGGAGCAGAGGCGGUGGGAUCUCCACCUCCCCACCCCAGGACACCCCUCAUCCUGGCCUAUGACCCCCCCUUCCCUGGCCCUCAUCCUGCCCUGGGCUUCCUGCUCUCUGCCCCAGGCUGGGGCCAACAACAUGGACCUGGAGCUGCUUGUCCAGCGGCUGAGGUCUGAGGGGGCGGAGCAAAGGAACUCCCUGGCCCAGAUGGCUGCCCUGUUGGAUGAGCUGGCCCAUGACAAAGCUGCCCUCAGCCACCUGGUCCUGCAGGUGAGCUGUGGGUCUGAGCCCCCGUGCUGUGUGGGGGAGCCCGACCUGCACCAGGACAGCAGGACACUGCAGCAGGAGCAGGCCGGGGCCCAGGAGCAGCUGGCAGUGGUGGAGUGGCGGCUGCAGCGGGAGCAGCAGCAGCGGAAGGCACUGCAGCAGACCUGCACACACCUGGAGGAGCAGGUGGCCCAGGUCACUUCCAGGGAGCAGGUCCUGCAGCAGCAGCUGGGGCGGAGCCUACAGGCCCAGGAGGCCCAGCUGGACACCCUGCGGAGGGCAGUGCAGGACAAGGCCUCCCUGGCCAAAGAGCAGGCGGCCCUGGCGCAGCUGGGCCAGCUGGCAUCCGUGGAGGCUGCAGAUCUCAGGAACCAGAGGGAGGCACUGCAGAGCCGGCUCCUGGAGGCUGAACAGCAGGCGGCCCAGCUGGCAGAGGAGGCCCAGAGCGCCCGGCAGGACCAGCAGAGCCUGCAAGUGGAGUUGGAGCAGUUGAGAAGUGACUGGGAAGUCCAGGAGGUGGCACUGAAGUGGGAAUUGGAGCGAAUGAGGCAGCAGGUUGACCAGCGAGAGCGUGACAGACAGCUGGACCUGCAGCGCCAAGCCUGGGUCGACAGCAAAGAGCUGGAAGAGCUGAGGAGGCAGGAUAUCCAGGCCCUAUCCCUGAGGGAGGCCGAGAGGAGCCUGCUAAGCGAGAAGCUGUCCAGAGCCACCCGGGAGCUGGAGCAGGCGCGGCACGAGGCCCAGGCUCAGACAGCUGCCAGGAGCACCAUCGAGGAGCUGAGGGCCCUACGGACACAGCUUAGCAACACCAUCUCCAACCAGCACCUGCGGGAGUUGGCUGAAGAGCGAGGUCGCCUGGGCAGAGAGGCCGAGGUACUGAGGGCACAGCUGCGUGCAGCCCAGGAAGGGCUCCUGCGGAGCCGUGAGGAGAGUCGAGAGGAACUACGCCGGGCGCUGGACGCCGGGGCCUGCGAGAGGGACGUGCUGCGGCGCUCCAACGCUGAGCUGAGGGCCACCCUGCACCGGCUCACGCGCGAGCGGGCCAGCUUCAAGCGCUCUGAAGAGGAGAAGGAGCAGAGGCUGCUGGUCCUGAAGGAGGCUCGGGCGGCAGCACAGAGGGAGGCAGAGUGGCUGCGGGCACGGCUGCAGAGGCCAAACAGGGCCCAGGUGGACACUCCCCUCAGGCGGGAGCUCAAGAAACUACACAGACAGGUGAGGACGUUGGAGGCCGAGAGCCAGAGGAAGAGCUGGCAGGUCCUAGGGCUGCAGCACAGGCUGGCAGAGGUGGAGGCCACAGGGCAGGCCCGGGUGCGGCAACUGGAACAGCAACUGCACCGCAGCCUGGGGACAGAGUUGCCCAGUGCCAUGUGGCAGCUGCAGCCAGGCAGCAGUGUGGCCAAGGGCCUCCGGGCUGGCCCAGAUGGGGCCGGCCACAGGGUCCACAGUGUGGAAAAGGCGUUGGCCUGGGCCUUGGAGACCCAGCAAACACGGCAGUGCUCCACACGACAUGGCAACCAUUCGGCCAAGCCCACAAGAGAUGCUGACAGUUCCCAGGCUAGCCCAGGAUCUCAGGGUGGCAGCUCCCACUUACCCACGCCUGGCCUUGAGGUUGCAACCUUUGGGCAGGACCUCCUGGAGGACGCGAUGAAGGAGCUCCAGGAUGUCCAGCAAGAGCCGGCUGACACUCCUGGCCAGCUGACCAGCCUAACUGGUCAGCUCAGGCAGGUGCAGAGCGACUGCACCCGAGCCCAACACCUCCUGGGUCAGCUUCAGGGGGAACUGGCUGCGGUCCAGGAGGGUGAGCCCUGCACUGGUACCAACACUCGUGGGGCCCCACCCCAGGACCUUUGA